Messenger RNA from Pseudomassariella vexata, 951 nucleotides. RefSeq lists its product as uncharacterized. The coding region runs from base 1 to 951 and encodes 316 amino acids. The record is from RefSeq and is a predicted model, not a curated record. NCBI's taxonomy places the organism in Eukaryota, Fungi, Ascomycota, Sordariomycetes, Amphisphaeriales, Pseudomassariaceae. The transcript is spliced from 2 exons.
AUGCAGGGCGGCGGGGCGGGCGCAAACGCUGGAAUGGCGGUUGGGCCGACGCCCGCGGGUCACCAGGCGGAGCUGAACAUAAUCUACGGCAUGGUGGAGGAGCUGUCGAGACAGUUGGCAGAGAACAGACGUGUCACGGAGGAUAUUGUCAGUGGUUUGGGCAGAGUACGGAAUCGAGCUCGGGAAAGAGGCUUAGGCAACGAUGACGUGCUCGGUGAGGCAGCCGACGAGAUACAUGCACAAGAGCCGAAUCUCGACGCCCUCCUGUCCAUCCUCAGCGAAUCACUCGACCGCGCAAAGCACAGCCGUGAUGCCAACUUUGCCCUCCUGACUUCGUACGCACGCGUGCUGUCUGCCUUGCUGUCACAGUUCCACAUCUAUAAACAAAAACACAUCGCCGACGUCUCGGCAUGGCACCGCUCGUAUCGCGCCCAGCUAGCCGAGGCUCGCGCCGAAAACUCCCAGCUACGUGAGCAGAUCUGGGAGAUGCAAGACCACGCCGGCCGCGCCAACGCACUGCUGCGUGAGUUCAGGAAGAAGUACAACGAGGACGAGGCGCGGAACGAGAAACGAAUCAACGACAGAGCCAAGAAACAAGAAAUCAGAUUCUGGAAGCGCAUGGCCAUGCCCGAUGUGGGUGAUGGCGAGGAGAGCGUCUGGAGCGAUGAUGACGAUCUCGUUGAUCCUAUCGAGAAGGAGAGGCUGAAAGAGGUGGAGCGCAAGGUGGCCGAACAGGCGCUGGCGGGCGUGGGAAGCACCAGCAGUCGAGAAGACGGUGAUGGAAGCGGGAGUGAUAGCGACAACGAGGGUCAUGUUCAGGAGAUGGCCAUGAUGGGAGGUGUGCCGAUGGUAAGGGGUGGUAGCAGUAGUUCGAGCGCAAUGGCAGUGGCCGUGCCCACACCUCCGCCGCGGCCUGCGAGUACGGGCAGUACGGGCGGGCAGAUGGGGUAA